Molecule: messenger RNA, 1892 nt
Organism: Camponotus floridanus (Florida carpenter ant)
Lineage: Eukaryota; Metazoa; Arthropoda; Insecta; Hymenoptera; Formicidae
Product: alpha-glucosidase
Exons: 2
Coding region: 34-1746 (570 amino acids)
Biological process (GO): carbohydrate metabolic process
Source: RefSeq, a predicted model, not a curated record
GCGUAGAGUAAAUCAUUGAGACAAACAGUCACCAUGCUUCGCUCGUGCAUCUUCAUUGCAGCGUUAAUCGCUCUGACUGGCUCGGUCCCGAUCCAGAAAGCGGGUAAAGAUUGGUAUAAGAACAGUCUGGUAUAUCAGAUUUAUCCGAGAAGCUAUAAGGAUAGUAAUGGAGAUGGCAUAGGCGAUUUGAAUGGGAUCACCAGCAAAUUGGAACACAUUGCGGAUAUUGGCGCUGAUGCGUUAUGGCUAUCACCGAUCUAUACCAGUCCGCAGGUAGAUUUUGGCUACGACGUUGCCAAUUUUACCGAUAUCAACGAGGAAUAUGGUACCUUAGCCGACUUUGACAGACUCGUAGCGAAAGCCAAAUCUCUCGGGUUGAAAGUACUCCUUGAUUUCGAACUGAAUUAUAGUUCAGACAAGCAUGAAUGGUUUAAGAAGAGCAUCCAACGGAUCAAGCCUUAUGACGAAUAUUAUGUCUGGCGUGACGCAAAAAUAGUAAACGGCGUUAGAAGACCGCCGAAUAAUUGGUUGAGCAACUUUGGAGGCUCUGCUUGGGAAUGGAACGAGGUACGAAAACAAUAUUUCCUGCAUCAGUUCGCUGUCGGACAACCGGAUUUCAACUAUCAUAAUGCCGAUUUGCGACAAGAAAUGAAGGACGUGUUGACAUUUUGGAUGAAACGCGGCGUAGAAGGUUUUCGCUGUGAUGCCCUUAAUUAUAUGUACGAGGAUACUCGUUAUCUGGAUGAGCCCCUAUCAAACGCACCUGGAGUACCAGAUAAUGACUACGACUAUUUGGAUCAUAUUUAUACAAAAAAUCUCCCCGAGACUUAUGAAGUCCUCAAAACCUGGAGACAGCUGAUGAACGAUUUCUCCGCGACUGCCGACACAAAGAUGAUCUUGACUGAGGUUUACGCGGAUUUGGAUUUAACCAUAAAGUACUAUACAUCGGGCUCGACUGUGCCCUUCAACUUCAUGUUUAUUUCGGAUCUAAACAACAAGUCCAGCGCGCCUGACUUUAAGCGCUUCAUCGAUCGUUGGAUAAACAAUAUACCUGACGAUCCGUCGUACGUCGCGAACUGGGUAGUAGGUAAUCACGAUAAUCAUCGAGCAGCUUCCAGAUAUGGCGAGAAACGGGCUGAUCAACUUUCCAUAUUAUCGCUCAUUUUACCCGGCGUAAGCGUGAUUUACAACGGUGACGAAAUUGGCAUGCUUGACAGGAAUUUUACGUAUGAAGAAACCAAGGAUUUCGCCGGAUGUAAUGCUGGACCCGACAGAUAUUAUCUGAAAUCGCGAGAUCCGGAAAGAACGCCUUUCCAGUGGGACAACAGCACCAGCGCCGGUUUUUCUACGAGCAAUAAAACGUGGCUUCCCGUGAACAGCAAUUACAGAACUCUGAAUUUAGCGGCGCAAAAAACUGCGAGCAUAUCUCACUACAGAGUAUUCGUGGCCCUGGCGCAAUUGAAGAAGAAGCCCAUCAUUGAGCGAGGCUCUCUGGAGACCGUGUUGGUAACCGAGAAAAUUCUAGGAGUCAUACGACGAUACGAGUCAUCCGUCGUAGCAGUCCUAGUUAACUUUGCCGACACACCGGUCACCGUCGACGCCAGGACUUGGAUGAAUAUCCCGGAUCAGAUGAUCAUCUAUGUAUCCAGCGUUCAUUCCAAGCUAGUUCCAGCCUCACUGGUUGACACGACUAACAUAACCGUGCCUGGUUCGGCCUCCAUCGUGCUUACCACAGAUUUGAAUUAGCAAAUUCCUGCUUAUCUCAUACUCAUGGAUAACUCUCUAGUAAAGGGAAGUUUCGGUUAUACAUGUGUAAAUGUAUAGAUAAGUUAUUUUUUCGACAAGCAGAUCGUCUUGUAUUAAUCUGAGAAAUAUUCGAAAUAAAUUUUUAU